Messenger RNA from Falco peregrinus (peregrine falcon), 5572 nucleotides. RefSeq names its product AMMECR1 like (gene AMMECR1L). The transcript is spliced from 7 exons. Bases 1239 to 2171 code for a protein of 310 amino acids. Lineage: Eukaryota; Metazoa; Chordata; Aves; Falconiformes; Falconidae. The record is from RefSeq and is a predicted model, not a curated record.
GGGGGGCAAGGGGCGGGCCGGGGGGCGGCGGGGCCCGGCCCGGGCGGGAAGGUGCGCGCUGGGGCCCGCGGCGGAGCCGGGGGCUGCCCCGCUCCCUGUGCGCCGCCCCGCUGCCCCGGCCGGGCGGGUUCCACGGGCUCCGCCGCCCCGGGCUUCCCGCUGCCGGGGCCGGGGCCCUGGGCCGGGCCUCCGCCGGGCCGUCAGGCCGCCUGCGUCAGGGCCUGCUGCCGGCCGCGGGGGGGUCCUGCAGGUCCCUUUUCUGCCCCUACCACGGCUCCGGUUGAAAAUGGAGAGUUGUGGGUUCACCUAACUAACUAACUAAUUAAAUAAAUCACUUUCCCCCUGACCGCCUGGCUCUCAGCGAUCACUUUAAGCCUACCCUGCCCAGCGGCUUGCUGCGCUGCAGUUGGGAACUUUUCAUGGGCACUGAAAAGAUUACACGUCGACUUUGUGAAAGUUGUGCUUUUCUUUUUCCUGGUUUUGCUGUUUGUUGGAGGUUUUUUUGGUUUUAGUUGCAAAGGUAGAGCUCAAAGGAAAAAAGAUAAUUUUCAUGAGGUCUUGUAAAUUGUUUCCUUAUGGAGAUCAUCCUUCUAAAACCUGGAGGUGCGGAGUCCCAGCCGGAGUAUGUGCUGCAGGUGAACAUCUUUUGCGUUGAGGUGAACACCUCUGGAAACGUUUUAUACCAGUUCUGGUUCAGUUCGGGAUCCUGCGCCUCUUACAAUGGCUGACAAAACUUCACGGAUAAAGUUUGUGUUGUUUGGGAGUGCAGAGGACACUUUAGGGGAGCUGUCACACUGCGGAGCUCAGUGUGUGUGGCACCCACCGUUCCGGGGAUGUGCUGCCAGUUUGGCUGUUGGUUAAGCUGGAAGGAUGCUCAGGGGAUUAAUGCAAGUAGCCUGGUGCUCACAAGAGCCGAGUGUGACUUCCAUUUCUCUGUGGUGUUCUCAGUGGCUUAGGUCUCUGUGCUUUUAGCCCCAUUUGACAGACAGGGGCCCGUUUUUCCCUCCCGUUGUGUGUUUAGAUCUCACGGUGAGGAUGGUGUUACACUUACUUAAGUUCCUACUAUUGACGUGUGGUCCUUGCGUAUCGUCUUCAUUCACUUCCGUCUGCAUAGGCUUUCCUCCCUGUGUUUGUUCCACUCCUUGGGAUACAGGAGCUAGCAUUCUCUUCAUUGCAAGCAAAGCCCUGGUCUGGUUUUUGGGUUCUGCAGUGCUCCAGGCAGCGAGUUUUGAAGCAGGAUGGGAAAAAGACGCUGUGUUCCUCCACUUGAGCCCAAGCUGGCGGCUGGCUGUUGUGGGGUAAAGAAGCCCAAAUUGUCUGGGAGUGGAACGCACAGUCAUGGGAAUCAGGCCACAACUGUACCAGGCUCCAGUUCAGGUCCUCUUCAGAACCACCAGCAUACAGAUGGGAAUAAUGGAAGGGAGAACGUAUCUGACUUGACUUUGGGCCCAGGAAAUUCUCCAAUUACUCGAAUGAAUCCCACUUCAGGAGCUCUGAGCCCACUUACUCGGCCCAAUGGAACUGCCAACAGCACCAAGAACCUGGUGGUGACAGCGGAGAUGUGCUGCUACUGCUUUGAUGUACUCUACUGUCAUCUCUAUGGUUUCCCUCAGCCACGACUUCCUCGAUUUACCAAUGACCCCUAUCCACUCUUUGUGACGUGGAAGACGGGGCGAGACAAGCGGCUUCGUGGCUGCAUUGGGACCUUUUCAGCCAUGAAUCUUCACUCAGGACUCAGGGAAUACACAUUAACCAGUGCACUUAAGGACAGCCGAUUUCCCCCCCUGACCCGCGAGGAGCUGCCCAAACUCUUCUGCUCUGUCUCCCUCCUCACUAACUUUGAGGAUGCCAGUGACUACCUGGACUGGGAGGUUGGGAUCCAUGGGAUCAGAAUAGAGUUCAUCAAUGAGAAAGGUGUCAAACGCACAGCCACGUAUUUACCUGAGGUUGCUAAGGAACAAGACUGGGAUCAGAUCCAGACCAUAGACUCCUUACUCAGGAAAGGUGGCUUUAAGGCUCCGAUUACCAAUGAUUUUAGGAAAACGAUUAAACUCACCAGGUACCGCAGUGAGAAGGUGACAAUCAGUUAUGCAGAAUACAUGGCUUCCCGUCAGCAUUGUUUCCAGAAUGGCACUCUUCAUGCCCCCCCCCUCUACAAUCAUUACUCCUGACACACGGCUGCAUGACCAGUCCCACUCCCCAGUUGCUGCCAACGGCUACGACAUCAUUGGGGCAGAUGCCUCCUCUUCCUGGUCCAGUUACUUCUAUUACUGCACCAUUUUAUGAUGCUAGCUUCCGUUGCCAAGUCUGCCUUCCAGCUGACCUGGGGGGAGGAUGAGAGCAUGACAGAACUUCAGGGGCCCAAGCCUUAUCUCAGCCUUCCCUCUGAACGGGGGUUCAGUUGGAUUGGGGCUCCAUGCCUACGAACUGUCACGAGGUGCAGAAGACCUCUAGGAGUGAAAGUGCCACUUUGGACUGAUCCGUUCUUGUGUGUUACCAACACUCUGGAAACUUGAGUUGUUUGUUAUGGAAGCCCCCCAGAUCAAGUAGGAGCAUUCCCCUGGCAGCCUGGGCAACGGAGUCCAACAAAACAUUUUUUAGGUUCUUUUUAAUUUUUUUUAACCUCUGGUAUCUGUUGUGUACCGAGAGCUGAUUGCAAUCCCCACACAUCACAGGCGGACAUUAUGAUACUGGGGAGGGUUGAACAUCUGGAUAGCACCCGAUCCUCACAGACAGAAAACACUUAAAGAUGUGGAAAAAAACCAUUGGAUGGUAUUGCGGAUGAAUCCAUUAUUUAAGUAAACCCUAGAAGGCUUUAAUUAUCAGAUUCCACUGUAGGUUGGAUUAUCUAGAAAUCCUCUUCGUUUACAGUUUUCUGGGUUUUUAGACCGUGCUUUGUAAUGUAGCCUGCUAUGAAAUAGAAUGCUGUUAUGCCUGUAAGAGAGCAACAUGGCACAUGCUGUGUGUAUGUGGAGGACAAGGUACUUCAGUGUCCUUGGGCAGUCUUCUCUGUUACGGCCAAGUUUUGUGUCCAAAUGUUAGUCAUGGAGCCUGAUUGGAUUAGGGAUGGGGAGGGAUUUGCAGGGCAUUGACUGUAGUCAUACAAGUGAGACUAGUGACUGAAAUUUGUUUAACUUAAGCUAACAGUCUCGGGGACCUUCCUUUUGAUAGGACAGCCACUUUCUCUGGUGUGACUACCGAUCUUGAGAACUGUUGAGUAUUCCAGUUUAUAGCAGGCCUAUGGAAUAGAGCUGAGUAGUUUCACUGGUAAGUUAUUCUCUUAAUAGCUUAGUCAUUACCACAUCAAGGCAAUGAGGGGGGAAACCUGUAUUACCCAGACGGUGUGAAACUGAUGCAUUCUGUAUUUCUUCUCCCAUCACUGACGAUGACAAGAAGUGCUGUCUUCUAAGAGGAAGUUAUCCAGUUGUUAUUCUGCAGCAUUGUUGAGGGAUGUCAUGAACUAAAUUAUGACACUCGGUGAGGUCGCUGGACUUCAAAAUGAUGCAGUUCUGUGGGGGUUCUUGUUUUGUUUUCCAAGUUGCUGCAGGAUCAGUAAUGAUCGGGAAAUAAAAUACAGGUGCAUAGCAGAGUAAUGGCUAUGUGGUUGCAUAUUAUCUUGCUUGCUUGUGUGUGGUAAUGAUGGCUUUUAAAAUUGGCUGGUGUUUCAAGCCUGAAAUUCUCUCCUGGCAUGGCAGGGAAUAGGGCUGCUAGGAAGCUCAGAACUGCAUGCUGCUGCUCCUUCUGGGCCUAGAGAAGCAAACAGAACUGUGCAGUUUUGUUUCGUGUUGGUGUAACGUUCUCCUGCUGGAGGAGAGAGACAUGAGGGAAAGAAGGGGGUCCUGUUCUGGAUAAUGGUGCAAUAUUGACCCAGCUUUCCUCCUGCACUGGGUCGUUCUUAUAAAUGGCCACUUUUCCCUUGUGAUGUUGUUGAAAAGCAAUUGAAGACUAAGGGAUUGUUUCAUGAUUUCCUGCUGCUGAGAAUAAAUCAGUCUUGUUACAAACUCGAGUGGUUUGUAAUUACUCUCCCAGGUGCCGUGUAGUGAUGGGGGAGGGUGGGGUCAGCUCUGGACAUACCAUUCACCUUCCAGCUGUCAAACAGUAUGAUACAUAGGGCUACACUCAUUACUGUUCCAAGUGUUCUAUGUUAGAAUUUAAUUUCUAAAAGGUUUAAAAAAAGCAAAAAAAUGGUGCUAAAACUUCACCCCUGAGCACGCUCAGUGAGACUGGUCAUGCAGGCAUAUAGUGCCAGGCUUUUCAACAAUACUGUUUCUUUUUGAAAUGUUUGCCCUGUUCUGUGUCUUCAACAGUGUAUAGUGUUUUCCUGAUUUCGUUUUCUUUGAAUACGGGAUGGCUAAGGGGUGGGGUGGGGAGGGUUAGCUGUCAUUUUUAAAGAACAGAAUUUUAGGAUUGAGUGACUUGGUUGGCUUAAGCCUGAAGUGGGCUAGAUGGUUUGGGACUGGGGAAGCCUUAUCCUCUCCUAUUUCCAUCUCCCCACUCAGUCUGUUUAAAAAAAAAAACAACAAAAAAACAAAAAAAAAAACCAAACAGAAAUGCCUCUAAUUAUGUACUGUGUUCUUGUCUUGUUGCAGUGAGAAGAGAAGCUAGCAAAUCAGAAACACUGGUCUGCUGCCUAAGAAACAGGCCCUCUCAGCUUUAGUCCCAUAAGGGCCCAGCUAUAAAAUCAAGUUGAAGUGUGUCAAUAGUUAAGUUAGCUCAGAAUACUGUAUGACAAGGACAGGUGGUCUCAGGAAAUAAUCCCAUUUCUAGAUCAUUACACGGCAGCUAUGCGUAAGGAUGAAAGAGGUGAACUGUGAGUUGCCUCGAGAUGGAGGCAACCAAAAUCAAUUGAUGGAAGAAUUUCUCUGUGGUGACCUGGCUGGGACAGCAGGUUAGAACUACCACUUUCCAAAGCAAGUGGUACCUGGUUUGAUCUGGAUUUAACUCAUCCUUAGAAGCAAGUGCCUUUUGGUCUAGAAGGGCUUAUUCUCAUGACAACCACAACUGAGAAAUACUCUCACUGCAGUUAUGAAUUGUCUUUGUUUUACAGUAACUACAGGAGAAUGUCUUUGAUCACUGGAGUCUGUCAGUGUUGGAAUGUUUCCACUGUGAGGUUCUUAAUUUUUAUUAUUUUUUUUUUCAUAAUGUUCAACAGUCAAUCUCAACUGAGGCCAUUUCAGUUUGGGAACAUUUUAUGAUCAAAAUAUCACAUAUCUACAAUUUAUCAAACAAAAAAACAACCUCUGUACGAAAAUCUAAGAGUUCAUUUUAACCUUUGCACAGAAUAAUUUGUUUUCAUAGUACAUAACAAACAUCUGCAAUCUUCACUGACUUAGUGCUCUUUUCUGUUUGUAUUCUGGAAACUACAUGUUGUUUUGUUGGUUGGUUUUUUUUUUUUGGUUAAUUUAUUUCCUUAAAGCAGGAGACCUCUUUUGACCUUCAGUGCAGAGAUGUCAGACCAAUUCUUUGUAUUACACUUGGUUGCCUCCUACCUAUAUAAUAACUUCUGAGUGUACAUAAUUGAACUCUAUCCUCUAAUGAAGUAUUGUAGAGAAUAAAUCAUAAUGGAUAAAGA